AACAACCUUGUUCGGAGCUGUUAGCAGAUAAAUCUGAUUCAAUCUACGAAACAGCACAUGGAAUUUCAACUAGACUCUAGGAAAUACAGAAGGGCAAGAGCUCAUUAGUAGAGAACUAACUCCUCCUGUGGCAACUCAUUACAUCUUUCCUCGACAUCAACACGAUCACACACACCAUCAGAAUUAUUGUCCUAAAAGAAACGAUUAGACAAUUUUCCCAACUUCUUAGUAGUAGCUACCUGAGAAUCACGUACAGCAUCUUACAUGUGGUACUCCUCUACACAUGCUUGUUAAGAAGAGUUACAGAACGAAGUCAACAGGGGGACUGCCAUACUCACCACAAACGAUUUCACAACAUCAACAGUGGUGUCAAAGCUGCUUACUGUCUCUACAUGCUGUACGAAAACCUUCUUGGUCUGCGAUUCUUCUGCUGCAUUAUAAAUAUAAGAAAUCAGCACUGAAUAUUCCCGGGCUUCUAAAACUUUCCAUCUACAUUCGAAAUCUGCAUAACUACAAAUUCCUUCACUAUUUGAGUGCAAACAAUCAUAAAUGUAGAUUGCUAAUAUAUGAAAUCCCAGAAACCCUAAUCGCGGAGGAGGAAGAAGCAGAAGAAGGACGAUUCUUCGCAUGCUAUCUGUUGAGCUCUCGUAGCCCCCGCUACAAAGGCCACACCUAUAUUCGAUUCACAGUGAACCCACGGCGUCGUAUAAGACAGCACAAUGGUGAAAUAGCGCAAGGUGCUUGGAGAACGAAGCGGAAGCGUCCAUGGGAGAUGGUGUUGUGCAUCUAUGGUUUCCCAACUAACGUUUCUGCUCUCCAGUUUGAAUGGGCCUGGCAGCACCAAACUGUAUCGAAGGCGGUUAGGCAGGCUGCUGCAAGCUUUAAAUCACCACGAGGGCUUGUCAGUAAGAUCAAACUUGCAUACACCAUGCUCACUCUCCCUCCUUGGCAGAGCUUGAACAUCACUGUAAAAUUCUUUUCAACCCAGUACACCAAACAUUCUGCUGGUUGUCCACGACUUCCGGAACAGAUGAAGGUCAAAGUCUGCUCUAUGGAUGAGCUUCCUUCCUGUACUAAACCGUCUGAUGACCUUUUGGAAAAUGAAGAUGAGUGGUGUCAUGAAAGGGAAUGUGAUGAAGAUAUGAAUUCCAGUACACUACCCGAAGAAACAUUAUUGGACCAGGACUCAUAAUUCAGCAGAUGAUCAGCAGAGUGAUAGUGGCAUAAGAAUGAAUGAAUGAAGUACAUGGAUGCAGUAAGGAAGUAGGAGAAGAUGAGUGGUAUAAUGGAAAAGAAUGUGAUGACGUACAUGACAGAAGAAACAUUAUCAGAUCUUAUAGUUCAAAGUUCAGCAGAUGAUCAGCAGGAUGAUACUGGCAAGAUAAUUAACGAAGCAUAUGGAUGCAGUGAAGUAGUAAGAGAGGAUUGUACAGAGCAAUUUGGUUUUAUGGCAUCGCCAGUGAGAAUGCCAUCUUCAAAUGGCACUACCUCAUUUGACACAGAAGUAACUAAAGAUAUAGGUUUGUGUGGAUCUUCUGAUGACAUGAGUGUUGAUUUGGGCCGACCUGCAAGGGAACAAUCGACAGCUAUAGUUGCAGAUGAUGAUCAGUCUCCCAGCAGAAGCUAUCUCCGGCCUUGUGGAGCUGAGGUAAUAGAUUUGACAACCCAUCCCCUAUGCAGAAGCCAUUUAAUAUGUUUGACGAUUUUAUGGUUUGGUAGAAUAAUUUAGAGGAAUUUGUAAUAUAUAGUAAUAGCCUUCUGGUUCAAGUCUUACAGUUUGAAUGAAAUAAAAGAUCUUUUUUACUCACUUCAAUGAA
Prunus persica (peach) is the source of this 1817-nucleotide messenger RNA. Its product is annotated as structure-specific endonuclease subunit SLX1. NCBI's taxonomy places the organism in Eukaryota, Viridiplantae, Streptophyta, Magnoliopsida, Rosales, Rosaceae. Gene Ontology annotation, molecular function: crossover junction DNA endonuclease activity; 5'-flap endonuclease activity. The record is from RefSeq and is a predicted model, not a curated record. Gene Ontology annotation, cellular component: Slx1-Slx4 complex. Gene Ontology annotation, biological process: double-strand break repair via homologous recombination. The coding region runs from base 284 to 1192 and encodes 302 amino acids. The transcript is spliced from 4 exons.